CACGCUUCGCGGGUGGAGCUGUCAAUUUUCUCAAAUAAUAAUCUUAUAUCGUAUUUUUGCCUCAUUAUUAACAUAAUAUUUGAUUAAUGUAUUAAUGUGUUAUUUAAUAAUGGUGUAGCAGUAAACAUUUAACAUGAAGUUCGUAUUGAUGACAUUGUUUUCGUUCAUCACGGGUGAUGUUUUCGCAAACCCAGAUGCUAAAAGGCUUUAUGAUGAUUUGCUUAGUAAUUACAAUAGGCUGAUACGACCAGUUGAUAAAAACAACAAUACAGUGCUGGUGAAACUCGGCUUGAGGCUGUCGCAACUGAUUGAUUUGAAUCUUAAAGAUCAAAUUUUGACAACGAACGUAUGGCUGGAGCAUGAAUGGGAAGAUCACAAAUUCAAAUGGGACCCUCUGGAAUACGGCGGGCAGAAGGAGCUUUAUGUGCCGUCUGAACACAUUUGGCUGCCAGAUAUAGUGCUGUAUAAUAAUGCUGAUGGUGAAUACGUGGUGACAACCAUGACGAAGGCAGUACUCCACCACACCGGCAAGGUGCUGUGGACCCCGCCAGCUAUAUUUAAGUCGUCCUGUGAAAUCGAUGUGCGCUACUUCCCGUUUGAUCAGCAGACUUGCUUCUUGAAGUUCGGGUCUUGGAGCUAUGAUGGUGAUCAGAUCGACCUAAAGCAUAUCAACCAAAAGAAAGGUGAUAUGGUAGAAGUCGGUAUUGAUCUGCGUGAGUACUAUCCCUCUGUGGAGUGGGACAUCCUUGGAGUGCCAGCUGAGAGGCACGAAAGGUAUUACCCGUGCUGUCAGGAGCCGUAUCCAGAUAUAUUCUUCAAUAUAACGCUACGAAGAAAAACCUUAUUCUACACGGUCAACUUAAUCGUACCGUGUGUAGGCAUUUCAUACCUCUCCGUUCUUGUUUUCUACCUACCCGCCGAUUCGGGAGAAAAGAUAGCCCUCAGUAUUUCCAUCCUGCUCUCACAAACUAUGUUCUUCCUACUCAUAUCUGAGAUCAUACCGUCUACGUCACUAGCGCUCCCUCUACUGGGAAAAUAUCUCUUGUUCACGAUGUUACUAGUGGGCCUAUCCGUGGUGAUAACUAUAAUAAUUCUGAAUGUCCACUAUCGCAAGCCGAGCACGCAUGAAAUGGCGCCCUGGGUUCGGACGUUCUUUAUAACAAUGCUUCCAAAGUUGUUGCUGAUGCGUGUGCCAAAAGAUUUGUUGAGGGAUUUAGCGGCGCAGAAGAUAAUCGGGCGCGGAAAGAAGAAGAAUAAGUUCAAGGAUGCGUUGGCAGCGGCUGAGCGGUCCAAUUCGAAUGCGUCAAGCCCUGAUUCUUUGAGACAUCACCUGCCUGGAGGUUGCAAUGGACUGCAUUCUACUACUGCUACGAAUAGGUUCAGUGGUCUCGUGGGUGCCUUGGGUAGUCUUGGGGCUGGGUACAACGGUCUCCCAUCUGUCAUGUCUGGCCUCGACGACUCGCUCAGCGACAUCACGCCUCGCAAGAAGUACCCGUUCGAGCUGGAGAAGGCGAUACACAAUGUUAUGUUUAUCCAACAUCACAUGCAGCGGCAGGAUGAGUUUAAUGCGGAAGAUCAGGACUGGGGUUUCGUGGCAAUGGUUCUCGACAGAUUAUUUCUAUGGAUCUUCACCAUCGCGUCCAUAGUUGGAACCUUCGCCAUUCUGUGCGAAGCACCGUCUCUGUAUGACGACACUAAACCAAUAGAUAUGGUGCUGUCAUCGGUUGCCCAACAGCAGUUCUUGCCAGUUGAUAGUGGGGAUUCUUAAUUAGUUUACAUUCAAGAAUACUCAUGUAUCUCAUGUUAGCGUCUACCUAGACUAUUGGCUAGCCAUUUUUCGCGUAAUAGG
This is a messenger RNA of Zerene cesonia (dogface butterfly), 1849 nucleotides long. It is a transcript of the gene nAChRalpha2, whose product is annotated as acetylcholine receptor subunit alpha-like 2. Gene Ontology annotation, molecular function: transmembrane signaling receptor activity; acetylcholine-gated monoatomic cation-selective channel activity. The transcript has 8 exons. Gene Ontology annotation, cellular component: postsynaptic membrane; neuron projection; synapse. Gene Ontology annotation, biological process: signal transduction; monoatomic ion transmembrane transport; regulation of membrane potential. NCBI's taxonomy places the organism in Eukaryota, Metazoa, Arthropoda, Insecta, Lepidoptera, Pieridae. Bases 134 to 1768 code for a protein of 544 amino acids. The record is from RefSeq and is a predicted model, not a curated record.